This is a messenger RNA of Lates calcarifer (barramundi perch), 4095 nucleotides long. RefSeq names its product guanine nucleotide binding protein-like 1 (gene gnl1). Gene Ontology annotation, molecular function: GTP binding; GTPase activity. NCBI's taxonomy places the organism in Eukaryota, Metazoa, Chordata, Actinopteri, Centropomidae. The coding region runs from base 157 to 1992 and encodes 611 amino acids. The transcript has 12 exons. The record is from RefSeq and is a predicted model, not a curated record.
CUCUGCAGUCUGCAGUGGAUAUGGCGUCACUGAAAAGUGUAGGAGUCGAGAAACUUCACCCAUGUAAAUAACGUCAAUUAGAAAGCUGUGUGACAAGCUACAGCCACAGUACAUAUAUAUAUAUAUAGAUAUACACUAACCAGCUUGUUUUUAAGUAUGCCACGGAAAAAGCCAUUUAGCAACAAACAGAAGAAGAAACAGCUACAAGUCAAACGGGAGAGAAAGAGAGGUGAUACAGGUUCUGGGCCUAGCAGCCGCAAUGCCAGCGUGGAGCGUGGAGGAGAGCGACAGUCAGAUACCUCAGACAGUGAGACCACAGAUAUUAGGAGAUUAAACCAACAGCCUUUCACCAGAGAGGGUAGAUAUGAUCCCAACAGGUUCCGACUGCACUUUGAGAAAGAGAGUAAAGAGGAUGUGGAAAAGAGGAAGAAGAUGGCCAGGGAGAAGGUCCUGCAGCCAGUCUCAGACAAAGAACUCGAAGUGGACAUCAAUGACAUCUAUCCCUCUGAGAAAGGUCUUGGUUUCCCACGACGGCCGUCCUGGAAUUAUGAAAUGACACGAGAGAACCUGCUGAGGAAAGAGGAGAAGUCAUACAGAGACUACCUGGAUGAUCUCCACUCCAGAAACCCACCUGGCACCCUCAGCCACUUUGAGCACAAUCUUGAGACAUGGAGGCAGUUAUGGAGGGUAUUGGAGAUGUCCGAUGUCAUUCUGCUCAUUGUGGACAUCAGGCACCCGGUGCUGCAGUUCCCUCCAGCGCUGUAUCACUACAUCACAGGAGAUCUGCAGAAGCAGGUGGUCCUUGUGAUGAACAAAGCUGACCUGUGUCCUCCCCCACUGGUGAUUGCCUGGAAACACUACAUGACCUCUCAGUUCCCCCACCUGCAAAUAGUCUGCUUCACCUCCCACCCUGGACAGCCCUACAGCACAGUGCUCCAGAAGAAGAGAAUGAGAAGGAAGACAGACUGGAGUCACGCUGGAGGUCCUAUAGAUAUCAUGAAGGCCUGUCAGGAGAUCACAGCAGGGAGAGUUGACCUGUCCAGCUGGGAGCAGAAGAUUCAGAGAGAUGCUGUUGCAGAGAGACUUGAUGGGGAGCGUGCAGAUGAAGGAGCGGAGUCUGUGCUGGUGGAGCAUCAAAGUGACAGUGCUAUGGAGAUGAGCAGCCCAUCACAGGAGCUCUACAAAGAUGGGGUCCUCACAUUGGGCUGCAUAGGGUUUCCAAAUGUGGGUAAGUCAUCUGUUAUAAACAGCCUGGUGGGGAGGAAGGUGGUGAGCGUGUCACGAACCCCAGGCCACACCAAAUACUUCCAGACCUACUACCUCACUCCAACAGUCAAACUCUGCGACUGCCCUGGACUGGUCUUUCCUUCGCGUGUCAACAAACAGUUACAGAUUCUGGCAGGCAUCUACCCCGUGUCUCAGCUGCAGGAGCCCUACAGCUCAGUUGGUUAUCUGUGUGAGAGGACCCCCUUCCUUUCUGUGCUGAAGCUUAAACAUCCUAGCCUGCUGGAAAAUGAACCUCACAACAGAAACCAGGGGUCUGAAGAGCUUAGCUGGACUGCCUGGGAUGUGUGUGAGGCUUGGGCAGAGAGGAGAGGAUAUAAGACAGCGAAAGCAGCACGCAACGAUGUUUAUCGUGCAGCAAAUAGUCUCCUGCGGUUGGCUAUUGAUGGCAGAUUGUGCCUUUGCCUCAGACCACCUGGCUACAGCUGCCUGAGAGAGCAUUGGGAAAAUCACCCAGACUUGCCGGAGAUUAUGGCUCUACAAGGAAGGUUGACGGAGGAGGAAGGGACCGGAGAGAGGGACGAUGAGGAGGACGGGGAAUCCAGCACUGAGCCAGAGGAAGAGAGAGACCGAGAUGCAGAUGAUGAUGAGGAUGGAGAUGGGGAUGAUGAAGAUGAAGGGUUUGGACAUCCAGGACGGAAGGACGAUAAGCCAUCUGGCUUCACCGUCAACAUGUACAAUGUCCUUCGGGAAAAUGAGUGUGAGUGAUGGUGGAGGGAAAGACGAGCAGGAAGAAAUAAGUUGUUCCUCUUCCCUGACUUUUCCCUCGUCUGCCCCAGUGCACUUUUCAUUCCUGUUUUUUUCCCAACCUGCAUUCCUUCUCGUUUUUUCUUCAUGUCGCCACCUCCUCUGUACAUUAACAUGAUCUAUUCUAAUUAAUUCACCCUGACUCCUUCCCCCUAUAAUAUACAGAGCAUAUUCAUGUAUUCCAUGCUGUGCCUCUGCUCUGCUUGUUCAUCCACAAAGCUUGUUCUCUCAUGUUGCUUCUGAGAAUGGGUUUGGUUUGGUUUGAUUUAAUCUUUCUCUUUUUGCAUGUAGUUCUCAAAGACAAAUGAACAAGUAACUUCCCUCAGCCUGGAAUAAUCAGCCGACUGGUUCUCAAUCUCUUCAAUCUCUUUAUUGAUAAGUGACCUCAGAGCUGAGAUGCCAAAGUUCAGGAAAGAAAACAAAUCAGAUGCACUGACAAUAUGAUGUCAUAUACUGGAGCAGCCAUUUGGCUCUCAGAGCAGCUGGAGAUUUAAGACCACGACUCUAAAUCCUCUUUAUAGACCAUAGUAUGUCUCAGCAUUGGUUAAAGGGUGUUAGAUGGGAUAUGGGAGAUAAAACCAUUAUUUCUCACACAGUUUUGCAGUUAUCAGUAUUACAACCCUGUUAGAGGUUCACAUAUCUGAACUUGGUUUUGAUUUAGAUUAUAUAUCUGAGCGUGAUAUUCUAUUUGGUGUGGUUCUGCACAGUCAGCAGGAAAUCUCAGAAAAAACAUCUGGGACAAAGGCGAGGGAAAGGUAGGUUGAAUCCUGCAUUGCUGGACGAGGCUGUUUCAGAAAUUUAACCUGUAGUGUUUUAACUACUACAAAAAUUAUCCUUAGACACUGAUGGAAAUCAGAAACUGUAUUUAGUGUAGGAUUUGGCUACACUCAUUCAACAAGUUAAAUAGAAUCACAGUGGAGCUGAUGUAACAGAGACUGCUUAAAAGUCAGUUAAAGGGAUAGUUUGACAUUUUUGUAGAGAUAAUGUUUCUUGGCUUUCUUGCCAAGGGUUGGAUGAGAAGAUGCCAUUCUUGCAUCUCUAUAGCAAAUAUGAAGUCUGAGACAGGAGACUGUUAGUUUAGCUUAGCACAAAGACUGGAAAACAAGAGGAAAGAGUUAGCAGCUCCAAAGACAAUAACCAUGUUAUAUCUUGUGUAAGAAAAUCAAUUUUUACAGGAGGUCGUGUGCCGGAUUAUUUCUUGGUACCAGACUCUCAGUGGAGGUCUCUGUUAGUUUCUUCCCCUGACAGUUACAUUUAGACAGAGCUAGGCCUGUCUCCAGUCUUUGUGCUAAGCUCAGAUACUGGGCUACUGGCUGUGGCUUCAUAUUCACUGUAAUAACUCUCAUUUAACUGUCAUCAAGAAAGUGCAGUUUACCAAAAUGUCAAACUGGUCCUUCAACCACACAGAAAGAGAGACUGGCCACUACAGCUUCCAUCUGUCUUUCAUUAUAAAUAACAUUACACACUCCAUCUUUGCUAUGUUGUUGGUUUUAUGAAGUAUGGCAGUGUUCAAAUUUAAGAUCUGGUCCUGUAAUUCUGUUAAGACACCUGCUGCAGACAUCCCUCAGUCUAUGUUUUUUAAUACAACUUUCUCUUAAAAAUAGAAAACUGACAUUUUUGCUGUUUGAUCAGUCUCUCUCUCUCUCUCUCUCUCUCUCUCUCUCUCUCUCUCUCUCUCUCUCUCUCUCUCUCUUUCUUUCUUGCUCUCUCUGAUGUAUGGUGGCCCCGCUACAAUCCUGAGUGCUGUAUUAUUACUGUGUGCUGCUGUUGUACCUCAUUGUUCAGCACAGUGCUGUGUUACCAUGUAAUACAUCACACUGCAGCCACAUAUGGUCAUUUCUACCAUUGGUACAAUGUAGAGCAGUUACUCAACACUACCAAAAUUUUAGAAACAGAUGUUGAUGUGGAUUUGUUUUUGUUUUUUAAAUACUGACGGCAUCUGGAGAGUGUGGUGUGAAGGCUUGAGUUGUGUUCAGGCUAUUUGCUGCAUUCCUUAUUUCAUUCCUAGUAUGCCUAAUGACGAACUGGACUGCUUUCUGCAAUAAAAGAAAAUAAUCCUCUAAA